Penicillium maclennaniae is the source of this 2316-nucleotide messenger RNA. RefSeq names its product putative protein kinase. Gene Ontology annotation, biological process: protein phosphorylation. Gene Ontology annotation, molecular function: ATP binding; protein kinase activity. The transcript has a single exon. The record is from RefSeq and is a predicted model, not a curated record. NCBI's taxonomy places the organism in Eukaryota, Fungi, Ascomycota, Eurotiomycetes, Eurotiales, Aspergillaceae. The coding region runs from base 1 to 2316 and encodes 771 amino acids.
AUGUCAAUGUUCAGGUCAGCCGCCGACAUAUCUUCGUCUGAUCCAGAUUCGGAAUCCGACUCAAGUGACUAUCAUGGGGCCCCAUCGCCAAUUCCAAGGAGUGCUCCUAGCUCUGAGUCUCGCCGUGCUAGCAAGGACCGAUCCGCCGACAAAUUGGCAUCUAGCAGCAGUGUGGAUGCUUCAAUCUCGCUAGACGAUUUGUCUAUAUCACAGGAUGCGCUGGAUAUCAAUGUUGAGCAUCAUGGGAACAUGGUGACCGCUGCCCUGUUAGAGUUUUACUGCCAGACCCGAGCCGCGGAGAUUCUCAAUGCCCAAGCAGGGUCUAACAGAAGAUUUACCCGGCAGUGUCCCGAGGCCCAGUACCUGGGCAAAAAAUUGUACAAGUAUAAGUCCCAAUUUCUGUCAUCUCAUGGUGUCCUGGCAGAGGGCAUCGACAGUGAAGAGCUUGACGCUACAAGACAGAGCUACCGCGAUAACCUCGACUUCCUCGGCCGCUCUGCACUUGAAGAAUUCAAUUUGCAUGAAUCUCAACCGCGAUCUCCAAUUGAGGGCGGUGAAGAGAUGGCAUUGGUAACAAGGCACCAGAACGGAAUCAAUCUCACAGAGAAUGGUGCCCAGUUCUGGGGUUCCGGAAGGACUCAUCUUCCUUCGAUUGGCAAAGUUGAUGUGCUGGAUGGAAUUCCCACUGCUGCAAGGGCACCGCCGCAAGCUUCCAGGCCCCUCUUCGGCAGUUCACCGGUGAGCAUGCCAUUAUUCAAUCAGCCUUCCGCCCCAUCUUUGAACCUUAUGUCGCGCUAUGCGGUCGAAUUCAGUGAGCGCAAAGUUCUCGGGCGAGGAUCGUUUGGCGAGGUAUACCACGUCACGAAUCACAUCGAUGGGCAAGACUAUGCCGUCAAGAAAAUUCCUGUCAGCCAACGACGCCUUGAUCAAUUACAAUAUGGCGGACAAAAUCAGCUAGAGACUAUCAUGAAAGAGAUUCGGACCCUUGCCCGCCUCGAGCAUACCAAUAUUGUGCGGUAUUACGGCGCAUGGGUGGAGCAGGCACAUGUUGAUCUCUCGAAGUACCCAGUGGAAGGUAUUCAUAAGGGACUCAAGAGUGAUACUCGAGUACCCUUCGAGCAGCAGACGCAGAGCUACAAUUACUCGCACAGUGAACAACAUAGCCAAGGCUCGAAUGAACCUAGUUUGGGUGUUGUGUUUGAACGCUCUGAGAGCUCAGCUAUGGAAUCGCCCAUGAGUUCCGUGCCCGGCUCAGUCCCUGAUGAGUUCGGUUUCCACAACAGGAUACACCGUUUGGACAGUCACGCCACUUCGUCUUCUCGCCGCUCGAAGAAAAGCUAUGCGCAGGAUCUUGAGGACGAUGAUGACAUCGAGUCCAUUCCGCGGAACUUUCGCGACCCCUCAUGUGGCCAAACAUCCACAUUCGGGGAAACGGACGACAUUUUCACCGACGGAUUCAGCCAGGAUCAGUCGAAGCUACAGGUACAAUGCCGCUACAAACCGAAUAAUCAACCACCCCCAGCUGUCAUUCUUCACAUCCAAAUGUCGCUUCAUCCGAUCUCUCUCAACUCUUACCUCAACCCUCAAGCUGCAGCCAGUCCCGUCGGUGAUGCUCCUCCUCGACGACAUUGCUUCCACAUGAUGGCUUCAUUGAGACUCAUGCUUGAUAUCGUUUCUGGCGUUGAGUAUCUCCAUACCAAAGGGAUCGCUCACCGGGAUCUGAAGCCGGCGAACAUCUUCCUAUCCCUGCCUGAGAGCAACGAUCGGAAUAUUUGCGAUAUCUGUGCUCGUCAGAAUUCUCCAACGCAAUUUUGUCGACCACGGAUCGGAGACUUUGGCCUUGUUGCUGAUAUCUCUCACCUGAAUGGGGUCAAUAGUGCUGUCACACCGUAUCACAAUGGUCCUAAGAUCCAACGCGUCGUGGGAACCGAAUUUUAUCGCCCACCAGCCGUUGGUGAUCCAUCCAGUCCGGCUUCAGACUACUUCGAAGAUUACAAGGUCGAUGAAAAACUUGACGUCUAUUCCCUGGGGGUGAUCUUGUUCGAGCUUGUGUAUCGAUUGAACACAAAGAUGGAGCGUCAAUUGGUUCUGAACGAACUGACUCGCGGUUCUAUAUCUUUCCCUAACGAUUUCGCAGCCAAGAUAGACUAUGGUGAGACGCAGUUGGAGGGGGGUGAUACAGUAGCCGACACGUUGAUGACCUGCAUCCGAGGAAUGUUGACGCCUCAGUCGCGAAGACGGUGGAGCUGUCAGGAUGUCAAAGAGCACCUGCGCAAGACUCAAAAGGCCGUCAAGCGAUUGCAGCCGCGGAACUGA